Messenger RNA from Chanos chanos (milkfish), 1099 nucleotides. It is a transcript of the gene cacng7b, whose product is annotated as calcium channel, voltage-dependent, gamma subunit 7b. The transcript has 6 exons. NCBI's taxonomy places the organism in Eukaryota, Metazoa, Chordata, Actinopteri, Gonorynchiformes, Chanidae. Gene Ontology annotation, cellular component: postsynaptic density membrane; AMPA glutamate receptor complex. Gene Ontology annotation, molecular function: channel regulator activity; voltage-gated calcium channel activity. The coding region runs from base 68 to 1099 and encodes 343 amino acids. The record is from RefSeq and is a predicted model, not a curated record. Gene Ontology annotation, biological process: positive regulation of synaptic transmission, glutamatergic; neurotransmitter receptor internalization; postsynaptic neurotransmitter receptor diffusion trapping.
CUCCCGCUGUCAGGAGACUGGCUUCUGUCCUCCGCACGCACCAUUCCGUCAGCUCUUCGAGCAGGAGAUGAGUUCGUGCAGUAGCAGGGCGUUAACCCUGCUCUCCUCAGUGUUUGGGGCGUGUGGGCUGUUACUGGUGGGCGUCGCCGUGGCGACAGAUUACUGGUUGCUUAUGGAGGAAGGAAUCGUCCUUCAGCAGAACCAAACCAUCGACGUCAAAAUGGCCCUGCACUCAGGCCUGUGGAGAGUGUGCUUUAUAGCAGGGUCAGAGAAAGGGAGAUGUGUAGCCUCAGAAUAUUUCACAGAACCUGAGAUUGAAAUCACAACAGAGAACACGGCAAAUAUUCUGAAGAUGGUGCGGACGGCCACCCCGUUCCCGAUGGUGUCUCUGCUCUUUGUCUUCACUGCCUUCGUCAUCAGUAACGUCGGCCACAUCCGCCCCCAACGCACCAUCCUCGCCUUCGUCUCCGGAAUCUUCUUCAUCCUCUCAGGCCUGAGUCUGGUGGUGGGUCUGGUUCUUUAUAUCUCCAGUAUAAAUGAUGAGGUGAUGAACAGGCCCAGGGAACCAGAGCAGUUCUUCAACUAUCGCUACGGCUGGUCCUUCGCCUUCGCCGCCAGCUCCUUCCUGCUCAAAGAGGGUGCGGGGGUGAUGUCCGUGUACCUCUUCAUGAAACGAUACGCUGAGGAGGAAAUGUACAAACCCCACCCCGCUCUCUAUCGCCCCCGUCUGUCGGAGAGCAGCGAUUACAGCAGCCAGUACCUCCACCCCGAGACCUGGCCCCCCGCCCAGCGCCCGCGCAGCACUUCCGAAAUCUCCAGCGACAUAUCCAUCCAGCUCACCGAGAACCCCCCGCUGUCCGCCGGCAACGGCCCCCAGCAGAGUGCACCCGCUCAGGGCAUGCCCUCCGCCCCAGGGCCCUCCUCCGGAGCCGGCUACAUGCUGCCCCCUUCCCCCGGGAGAGAGAGCUACCCCCACGGGCACCCCCUCCGCCACGGCCCCUCCCACGGAACUCCCCCCCAGACACUGCCCCUGCCCCCUGCUGCCGUGCCCCCCCCUCAGUACCACACACACAUGUGUAUGAAUGCCUCCCCAUGUUAG